Mytilus californianus (California mussel) is the source of this 1526-nucleotide messenger RNA. RefSeq names its product zinc finger CCCH domain-containing protein 4-like. The record is from RefSeq and is a predicted model, not a curated record. Bases 1095 to 1508 code for a protein of 137 amino acids. NCBI's taxonomy places the organism in Eukaryota, Metazoa, Mollusca, Bivalvia, Mytilida, Mytilidae. The transcript has 3 exons.
UAGAUGGUUAUUAUAACUUUUAGAUAAACUUUACUGUUUUUAUAUUAUUUAUCAUGUUUAAUUUUGUUAUAUCAUUUGUUUAAUCAUUAUAUAUAUAUCGUAAAUGAAUGUGUUUAAUCUAAUAAAAUAUUAAAUAUCAUAUUGUUUUCUAAAUGGUUUUUUGAUAUCUUGCGUAUAACAAACAGAACAAAAUGAACAAAUAUGAAUGACUAUAUCCGAAUGGGAGACUAAUUUCUGUCAAAAUUAAAACAAUAAGUUCAGUUUUGAAAUAUAAAACAAGGUAUAAUCAAGUAAUGAUUAAGUUUGAAAUUUAAGAAGAUUGUUGAUUGCUUAUUAUUACUUCUUUGAUGAACACAAGUAUUAAUUAUGCUUUUGUCAAGAAAUUGUAAUGGAAAUACAAUUCAAGAUCACUAUAAAAACACAACACCCAAGCUGAGUUCAAGCGGAGUGCAAACAUACAUUUGGUAGUGAAAUUCUUGUAAAAAUACAAGCUGUUUGAGCAGUCUUUUUGAUGUACCGACCUUGCUUUAUAAAAGUAACCAGAAAUGUCGGUGGCACCCAUUUGGAAAAUUGCUGUUCAUCAUGUCGUACCCUUGUGUGCUAUGUGACCAGCAAGUCCGACCAAGACAACAUGCUCUCCAAUGUGAGGAUUGUGAUAAAUGGCAACACAGGCUUUGCAAUACAGGUAUUUACAAAUUUAAUAUUAAUUUAGUUUUUCCUUUGAAUCAUAUUUCGUACUUUCGGUCAUAUUUUAGAUACAUUUUUUUUUUUACUUUAAUUUUGGUUAAGACGCUUUCCUGAUAAGAAUUAAAUCUAUAUUUAAGUGUUAUUUGCAUUACACAUUUGUCCAAUAAAUGGACCAUAGGUAUCAAUUAAUAGAUAUAAAAAGAAGAUGUGGUAUGAUUGCGGUAUGAUUCCCAAUGAGACAACUCUCCAUCAGAGACCAAAUGAUACAGAAAUUAACAACUAUAGGUCACCUUACUACGGCCUUAAACAUUAUUAUCAGUGUAUUAAUAUUACUUGACUGUAAAGAAAUAUAUGUCAUAUUUUAAUUUCUUGUUAUUUCAGGUAUAUCAAUUACUGAUUACCGCCUGAUGGUAAAUGAAGAAGUCGACAUUAUUUUCCACUGUGCAGAAUGUGUCCGCAUACCACAAGAUAUGGAGGUUGAGGCAGUAUUAGAAGCACCACCAUCACCAGCACCAGCAUCACCCCCACCAGCAACAGCAUCACCCCCACCAGCACCAGCUUCUCCACAACCAGCACCACCAUCACCCCCACCAGCAUCCCCACAACCACUUGACGAUACGCUACCAGACCAUUCAUUUGAUAUCACACUUGAAGUAGCAGAAGAAAAUCCAGUUGUUGAGAGUGAUAUUGAAGAUCCAGAGCUUUCAGACUCAUUUGUAGAAGACAGACCAGUAACCUUCGAGGUAGUGGAGAACGGUACGAUGAAAAGAGCCAAGAAGCUAGUCAGCAGUGACGGGUUUUCGUAUACAGUUAAGGUAUAAUUAUAAUAGAUCUAUCAU